Coffea arabica (coffee) is the source of this 264-nucleotide messenger RNA. The record is from RefSeq and is a predicted model, not a curated record. Lineage: Eukaryota; Viridiplantae; Streptophyta; Magnoliopsida; Gentianales; Rubiaceae.
GAAAGUGAGAUGGACAGGCAUCAAAAUAUCUCAUUGGAGAUGCUUCUGAAGCUGGUCAGAGUAUUUGGGUCAGUAAUAUAUUCUUCUAUAUCAGCACCUUCAUCCGUAGGAGUGGAUAUUGAGGCAGAGCAAAGGUUGGAACGCUGCAAUACAUGCUUUGUUGAGCUUGAAAAGGUUAAGCGUUGCUUGCCUGUACUUUGCAGAAGAGGUGGUUCAAUUGCCAAGUCGGCACACGAGUUAAAUCUAGCACUUCAAGAAGUUUAG